AUGAAUUUCUUGAGAAGAAACGCUACAAAUUUGUGUAAAGGCAAAGUCUUGGGGAAGCACCUGAACUGCUCUGUGAACGAGCUCAGCAACUUGAAUAAGAGAAAGAUUUCCAACAUAAUCAACCUUGGGAAAUAUGGACAAAGGUACCAAGGAACCCAUUCCAGCUCUGUUAUUGGAGCAAAAAGAUUUGCUUCAAGUGAAGCGCAGAAACUGUCCGAAGUUGUAAAAGCAGAGGUGCAACAUGAGAAGUCGAAUUAUGAGGCACCAGAUAAUAUUAAGAAGUUUUUGCAAACGUCGGGAUGGAAAUUUGAGGAACAAGAAGGGGAUGUCAACAUGGUGCUAACCAAAAAUGUGGAUGGAAUGAAAAUUAUUAUCGAUUUUCAACUUGUGUCCCCAUUUCAAGCAGAAGGAGAAAAUGAAGCGCAAGCAGAAAUGACUGACUUUUCUGUCACUAAUGAUGAGAAAUUCAGAUAUAUGAUUGGAAAUGUUAAGUAUUAUAAAAAUGAAGAAGGAAAAAAUUCCGUGUCAGCUUAUAAUGGACCUGAAUUUGAAGACCUGGAUGACUCCUUACAAACUUCGCUCGAUGAAUGGCUGGCGAACUUAGGAGUAGACUCUGAGUUGUGUGAUUUUAUCGAUUCCUGUAGCAUUGACAAAGAGCAAAGAGAAUACAUGUCAUGGUUACAGAACAUUUCGAAUUUUAUCGAAUCUUAA
This is a messenger RNA of Plasmodium cynomolgi strain B, 711 nucleotides long. RefSeq names its product mitochondrial glycoprotein domain containing protein. The transcript is spliced from 2 exons. The record is from RefSeq and is a predicted model, not a curated record. Gene Ontology annotation, cellular component: mitochondrial matrix. NCBI's taxonomy places the organism in Eukaryota, Apicomplexa, Aconoidasida, Haemosporida, Plasmodiidae. Bases 1 to 711 code for a protein of 236 amino acids.